AGACGCGCAAGUGUUUAGAUGUCUCCUGUCUGCACAUUUCUUCUGUCUUUGCAAAUUUAUUCUUCCCUUCGUUCUUUGGUGAUCGACUGCUAGACCGUUUGCUUCCAGCAGCAGUGAAGGACUCUGAUGUUGUCGCGCGUUGCUGAACGGAUCAUGUGACGGCGGGUGUGAUCGGACACUAGGAACUGUCAACAAGACAGAACAAAGGGCAUCCUGACCUAAUUUGUGCAUGUAGAAGUGGAUCCAUGGGUGUCCUGCGGGCGGUGUCCGUCACCAUGGGAAGGAUCAGCACAUUUAGGUCCUAUCAGAUCAUGCUGCUCUUUGCUGCAGCCUUGGCAGUGGUGGCCUUCUACUACUUUGGCUCCGAAAAGCAGAACUUCUCCAGCACCACAAAACGGAUCAAGGAAACACAAGCAAGCCACAACACCAACCGUGAUGAUGCAGAUCUUUCUAUAGACAUCCGGUCUGGACGUCCAGAAAGCAGAACAGGAACUGGAGAUGACCUGGAUGGAAAGCCAUCACGCUUUCAUGCUCUCAUGAUGUUCACCAAGGUUUACAAGAGCUUGAGCUUGCAGCAGAAGUUUCAGGUGGCCAUGCGCUCCAUGGCCAAACAUGGACGGUUCCUGGAGGAUGAGAUGCUGGUUCUCCAUUACGUCUCUGAUGCAGGCAGUCAGGAGCUGGGGGAGAAGAUGCUUCCUGAACUUCUGCUGGAUGCAACUUUCCGGUACGAGGUGGUGUUUCACAAUGUAGAUGCCCUUACGGAGAAAUUAUUCCCCAUCGUGGAGGCCAUGCAGAAACACUUUAGUGCAGGUUCCGGCGCAUACUAUAGUGAUGCCAUCUUCUUCCUGUCGGUGGCCAUGCAUCGCAUCAUGCCUGCAGAACUGAAGCGCAUUGUUCAGUUGGACCUGGACCUCAAAUUCAGAAACAACAUCAGAGACCUCUUCCAAGAUUUUAACCAUUUCCCUGCUGAGGCUGUCAUUGGAAUUGCACGUGAAAUGCAGCCAGUUUACAGGCACACUUUCUGGCAGUACCGCAAAGAGAAUCCCAAGUCCCAUGUGGGUGACCCUCCACCAGAUGGUCUGCCCGGCUUCAACAGCGGCGUAAUGCUUCUGAAGCUUGACGCCAUGCGUCACUCUACCUUAUACAACCAGCUUCUGGAGCCCGAGCGGGUGGCUCGCCUCGCGGAGAAAUACCACUUUCGGGGGCACCUGGGCGAUCAGGAUUUCUUCACAAUGAUCGGGAUGGAGCACAGGGAACUCUUUUACCCACUUUCCUGCGGCUGGAACCGACAGCUUUGCACAUGGUGGAGGGAACACGGGUAUGGUGACGUCUUCCAGCUGUACUAUCACUGCGAUGGGCCGGUGCACAUCUACCACGGCAAUUGCAACACUCCCAUACCUGAUGACUGAGGUUCAAAUUGCAUCUUUGAAUGCUAACUUUUCGAUUAAACUCAUUUUGUUUGCACAUCUUUAACAAACUUUAAAUCAAGUGGACCGAGGCAGAAGGGGCUCAUUGUUAGAGGUGCUAAUAGUGUAGCAUUCCCAUGACUAAUCACAUUUACACAAUAUAAUCCAGCCAUUACCACAUGAAUCAUUCAUUUAACACCACUGAGGCUGUUGGCGCCUUUCCAAAGUUACUAAAAGUCUCUGACUUAAAGGGAUAGUUCACUCAAAAA
Molecule: messenger RNA, 1675 nt
Organism: Sinocyclocheilus rhinocerous
Lineage: Eukaryota; Metazoa; Chordata; Actinopteri; Cypriniformes; Cyprinidae
Product: xyloside xylosyltransferase 1-like
Exons: 5
Coding region: 246-1409 (387 amino acids)
Biological process (GO): protein O-linked glycosylation via N-acetylgalactosamine
Cellular component (GO): endoplasmic reticulum membrane
Molecular function (GO): xylosyl alpha-1,3-xylosyltransferase activity
Source: RefSeq, a predicted model, not a curated record